Molecule: messenger RNA, 1750 nt
Organism: Aspergillus sclerotioniger CBS 115572
Lineage: Eukaryota; Fungi; Ascomycota; Eurotiomycetes; Eurotiales; Aspergillaceae
Product: amidohydrolase
Exons: 3
Coding region: 49-1437 (462 amino acids)
Molecular function (GO): hydrolase activity, acting on carbon-nitrogen (but not peptide) bonds
Source: RefSeq, a predicted model, not a curated record
CAUCCCCCCCAAACCCAACCAAAAAGAAAGAAAGAAAAGAAAAUAAAAAUGCUCUUCACCAACACCACAAUCCUAACCCUCGACCCAACCCGCCGCAUCCUAACCAACGCCUCCCUCCGCACCCACAAAUCCCUAAUAACCGACAUCGACAAAACCCCCCUCCUACUCACCAAAUACCCCAAUGAGGAAAUCCUCGAUCUCAGCGGCCGAAUCCUAAUCCCGGGGUUAAUCUCCACGCACAUGCACACAGCUCAAACCCUACUGCGCGGAUGCGCUGACGACCUGGAAUUAGUUUCUUGGCUUUGUGAACGCAUCUGGGUGUUACAGGGGUGUUUUACUGAAGAGGAUGGAUAUGCGGCUGCGAGGUUGAGUAUUGCGGAGAUGUUGGGGAGUGGGACGACGUGUUUUUUGGAGAGUAUGUUCGCCGAUCGAUACGGCUUCGAUGGUCUCUGUCGCGCAGUCGAGGAGAGUGGGAUUCGGGGAUGUUUGGGCAAAAUCGUGAUGGAUACGGGACGAUACGCUAAGGAUGAUGCGUGGGCGAUGCAUCCGGGACUUAUUGAGGAUCGGGAAACCUCCCUAGGGGGUACGUUGAAAAUGUGGGAGAAGUGGAAUGGGAAGGCGGAUGAUCGGAUUAGGGUUUGGUUUGGGGCGAGGACGCCCGGGGGGGUAUCGUCCGAUCUAUACAAAGAAAUGACCGCCUUGUCUAAGAAACAUGGUAUUCCUAUUACCAUGCAUUGUGCGGAGGUAGCUGCAGAUCGGGAUUAUUUUGCCUCUGUCGGACACACCCCCAUGUCGUACUGUGAUAGUGUAGGGUUACUCUCCCCGUCGACGGUGCUGGUACAUAUGGUUCACUUGGAUGAUGGGGAUAUCGCGCAAGUGGCCAAGUCCGGGACGCAUGUUGCGCAUUGUCCCACCUCCAAUGCCAAGUUGGCGUCCGGUACAUGUCGAGUCCCCGAUUUACAGCGCGCCGGGGUGAACAUCGGACUUGGGACGGAUGGCGCCCCGUGCAACAAUUCCUGCGAUAUGUUGCAGGAGAUGAAGCUAGCUGGGAUCAUCCACAAGGGGGUGAAUGGGGAUCCGACGGUUGUGACAGCGGAGGAGGUGUUGGAGAUGGCUACGAUCAACGGGGCCAAGGCGUUGGGAUUGGAUCAUUGUAUUGGGAGCUUGGAGGUGGGGAAGAAGGCGGAUUUCGUGGCGAUUGAUGCCAGGGGAGUGGCGAUGCAGCCGUGGUUUAAUCCUGUUAGUGCGGUGGUGUAUACGGCUACGGGACGGGAUGUGGAUUUGGUGGUGGUGGAUGGGAAAGUGGUGGUGAAGGGGGGAGAGGUGUUGACGAUGGAUGUGGAGGAGGUGGUGAGGGAGGCGGAGAGGAGGAGUCGCGAAGUGGUGGAGAGGGCGGGGUUGGGGGGGAAGGUGGGUGCUAGGUGGCCGGUUGAGUAGAUACAGAGGGGUUGUGGUUGGAGGAUUUGCUAGGGUGUAGAUGAGUGAAAUGGUUUCUGGUAGGUAUGCUAGCUAGGCCUUUCGCAACCACAGCGUCUGCGAAUUGCAAUAUCCGAUCAAUCCAUUCACCCCUAGUUCUGUCCCCAUGCCGCUUUGCUUGUAUCCCCCAAAUGGCGCAUAUGGGGCACAUUCAAAGUGUGUGUUCACAAACACCGAACCCGCCUCCAGCUGGUCGGCCAUGCGUCGUGCGCGUUGCAAAUCGCGAGACCACACCGAUGCCGCUAGUCCAUACACCGAGUCGUUGGCGCGCGCC